AUGGCAACAGCAAAAACUGUGAAGGACGUGUCUCCUCAUGAGUUCGUCAAGGCUUACUCUGCUCACCUCAAAAGAUCUGGCAAGAUUGAGUUGCCACCAUGGACUGAUAUUGUGAAGACUGGUACAUUUAAGGAGCUCGCCCCAUAUGAUCCUGACUGGUACUAUGUUAGAGCUGCCUCCAUGGCAAGGAAGAUUUACUUGAGGGGAGGCCUUGGUGUGGGUGCUUUCCGUAGGAUUUAUGGUGGGAGCAAGAGGAAUGGAAGUCGUCCACCUCAUUUCUGCAAGAGCAGUGGUUCUGUGGCUCGCCACGUUCUUCAACAAUUGCAGAACAUGAACAUUAUUGACAUUGAUCCUAAGGGCGGGAGGAGAAUCACUUCAAGCGGUCAACGGGAUCUUGACCAAGUUGCUGGACGCAUUGUGGUGAAUGUGAUCAGAGGGUUACAGAAAAGCACCUUACUAGUUUUCAAUUGUCCUGGGACUGGGACAAGGGCUGGUGCUUCUGGACGAUUCGUUCCGUUUCAGAAGUUUGGUUUACUCGAGGCCUCAAUUUUUGUCUUAAACAAAGGGUCGCUAGAAUUUGGGUGGCUGUUACUGGAGAAAUAG
Messenger RNA from Dovyalis caffra, 603 nucleotides. The record is from the annotation of a GenBank genome assembly. NCBI's taxonomy places the organism in Eukaryota, Viridiplantae, Streptophyta, Magnoliopsida, Malpighiales, Salicaceae.